AUGCAAUUCCAUAACUCUCUCUCUCGUCUUUCCACCUUCCUUCUGUUCUUCCUUUCCUCGCUUGCUUUGCUUGCGUGUGCAUCGCCUAUUGCUGCACCAGCACAGGCAGUCGCGCUUCCUGAGCACGCACUCGUUCCUCGCGGUACAUGCCUUGUUUGCAAUACCGGAACCAAGGCCGAGGAAAUCCUUGUCAAGCUCAAGGCCGAUAUUGAUGUUCAGCUUGUUUUGUUGGACAAGUGCCUCGAGACUGGUGAAAAGCCCGAUGGCAUUAUCAUCAAGAUCGAGGCUCUGAUUAAUGUUGCCGUUGCUGCGAUCGUUAAGCUCGACGUCGACCUCCUCGGACUCCUCAACGGCAAGAUUACCAUCAUCGUGAACCUGUUGGUCACCAUUCUUAUCUCUGUUGCUACUCAUUGUGGCAAGUGGGCUACCAAGGGCGCUGCUGAGUUCGAAGUAUUCUUGCAACUUUGUGUCAAGCUCGAUGUUGCUCUCAAAGCAUUGCUCUCUACUUGCAACGGAUUGGGGGCUGUGCUUUUGCUUUUGAUCAAGGUGUUGGUCAAUGUCAGUGUCUUGCUCACGGUCAAGUUCAACUUGUGCAUUGGCCUUCUUGGCCUCUGA
This is a messenger RNA of Rhizoctonia solani, 615 nucleotides long. RefSeq lists its product as uncharacterized. The coding region runs from base 1 to 615 and encodes 204 amino acids. The transcript is spliced from 4 exons. NCBI's taxonomy places the organism in Eukaryota, Fungi, Basidiomycota, Agaricomycetes, Cantharellales, Ceratobasidiaceae. The record is from RefSeq and is a predicted model, not a curated record.